AUGAACGAAUUGCUUGACAAGGAGAUCUCCGUUUGUACCAACAUUGCCGCAAAUUUGGUGGAAUCGACUCUCAUCUCAUCGUCCUAUCUUUUGGCAGGAACGAAUGCUUUGACCAUGCUCCAUAUCAUUGAACUUGUAGGGAUGACUGUACCACUUGACGAAGUUGCAACCUUCUUGCCACCUUUUGUGGUGGUAAUGAUGUUGUCCUUCACGACUGCGAUGUUUUUGGGGCGUGAAGACACCGGCAAGAACUUCACCGAUCAACUCUAUUCUAGGGUGAAUGGUGCCGGAAUCACUACGUUCAGGGAUAAAAAUGAACUGAAAAGGGGAUCAAAAAUCUCGUCCAAGCUUUUUGAAGCUAUUCAUGGAUCCAAUGUUUUCUUGGUUGUUUUCUCCAAGAACUACGCAACUUCCAAAUGGUGUCUAGAUGAACUUGUGGAGAUAAUGAAACGCAAAAACAAUUUCCUCUUUGUGUGGAAACAAACUGGAAGCUUUGAGGAAGCAUUUGUCAAACACCAAAAGGUGGACAUAAACAAGGUGUCAAGUUGGAGGGAAGCUUUGGCUGAUGCAGGGGAAUUAUCUGGGUGGGAUUUAGAUGCCACUAACGGGCAUGAAGGAGAGCUCAUCAAGAAAAUUGUUGAACAAAUUUUGAGUAUAAUGAAUCACACCUACUUACAUGUAGCCAACCACCUAGUUGGAAUCGAUACUCGUAUGGAUUACAUAAAUUCUCUGUUGAGCGUUGAAAUUCCUGAUGUCCUCAUAGUGGGUAUAUAUGGGAUGGGCGGAAUAGGGAAGACAACCCUUGCAAAAGCUGUUUUUAACCAUUCCUUCCAUAGUUUUGAAAGCAAAAGUUUUCUGGCAAACAUCAGACAGAAUUCAAUGCAGAAUGAAAUAAUUAUUCAUUUGCAAGAGCAGUUUCUUUCCGAAAUACUACAGAUAGAUGCCAGAAAAGUGCGCAAUGUUGAUCAAGAAAUCAAUGUGAUAAAAGAUAGGUUGUGCAAUAGAAGGGUUCUUCUUGUUCUUGAUGAUGUGGAUCAACUAGAACAACUAAUUGCAUUCAGUUGCCAAUCAGACAGUGUCAGAAAAGAAUGCUUUGGUCCCGGAAGUAGAAUCAUCAUAGCAACGAGGCACCUGCAUUUGCUAGCACGCAUUGAGGUAAAUAGAAAUUAUAUGGUUGAAGAAUUGGAUGCCGAUGAAUCUCUUAAGCUCUUUAGUUUGCAUGCCUUCGAGAGAACUGGUCCUUUGGAAGGUUAUGUUCAGCUCUCAAAAGAUGUAGCAGGUUACUGCAAUGGAUUGCCCUUAGCCCUUGAAGUUUUGGGUUCAUGUCUAAGAGAGUUCAGAAGCAUAGCUGAAUGGGAAUAUACAUUGGAGAAAUUGAGAAAAAAUCCUCAUGCUAAAAUUCAAGAGAAGCUUAUAAUCAGCUUCGACGCAUUGGAUGAUUAUGAAAAGGAGAUAUUCCUUGAUAUUGCAUGUUUUUUUAUUGGAAGAGAUGAAUACGACGUCACAACAAUACUAGAAGGUUGUGGUUUUUACGCAACAAGCGGUAUUGGUGUCCUCACUCGUAGAUGCCUUUUAAUGAUAAACAAAGGCAAGCUUAUGAUGCUGAGAGACAUGGGAAGGAAAAUUGUUUACCAAAAAUCUGUUAAAAAUCCUGGACAACGUAGCAGAUUGUGGCAUUGGGAAGAUGCUCUUGAAGUCGGAACAGACCAAAUUGAAGGCCUCGCCUUAAAUACGGUUGGACCAAAUAAAGUUGUUUUGAGUGGUGAAGCAUUUGCGGGGAUGCACAAACUAAGAUUGCUACAACUGAAGAAUGUAAACGUCACUGGAGGCUAUGAACAUCUUCCUAAAAAUUUGAGAUGGCUAUUAAAAGGAAAAGACACAGAGAUUUUCCUAGAAAGUUCUGAAGCUGGUGAGCACCGCCGCAAGCCCAACGUCGAGCGUCGCUUCAUCCGCCGACCUCCCCAUUCUGAGCUCGACGCCGCCUCCAUCAAAGUCGAGCUAACUGUCGCGAGUUCACCGUCACAGCUCGCUGCUCACUGCCCUAAGCUCUCCACAGCCGAGCCAACAGCCAAGCUCUCCACAGCCAGCUGA
This is a messenger RNA of Cornus florida, 2091 nucleotides long. RefSeq names its product disease resistance protein RPV1-like. The record is from RefSeq and is a predicted model, not a curated record. Lineage: Eukaryota; Viridiplantae; Streptophyta; Magnoliopsida; Cornales; Cornaceae. Bases 1 to 2091 code for a protein of 696 amino acids. Gene Ontology annotation, biological process: defense response; signal transduction. The transcript is spliced from 7 exons. Gene Ontology annotation, molecular function: ADP binding.